GUCGCUGAUGCCAACCAUUUACGUUGAUCGUUCUUCGCUGCGCCUCUUCGGUCCAACGAUGGACUUAAAAGGGAUGGAUGAGACGAACCAUGAGCACAAAAGGCUUCAAAACUCUACAAACAGCAAGAGUAAUAUGCUACUUGUCAAACGUCCUAUUUUGGUAUCAGGACGUGUGCGAGUCUCACUGAGAGCUCCGGGAAAACAUCAGAAACCAAACAUUUUCAGCUGAGGAAUAAGCCACAAAGUGACGUAAACGUUAUUCCUUUGUUACAACAUAAAAGGUGAAGUAUUAACUGAAAUAGACCCUCGCCAGUCAUGGAGGGAAGGUGGAGAAAGUUUUCACUACUAAUCGAGGACGUGAAAAAGUUAACAAAACCGCUACAAGAAGAUACAGAAAAAAUUGCUUAUAUUUUGAAGGAUUACGAGGAGAGACUAAGUGUUGAGGGAGCAACGCUUAAGGAAUAUGAUGAAUUGAGCCAAUUAUCCCAAAGCCUCAACAAAGUAAUGGAUGAUUUGAAGAAUGUUCGGGAAAAGGAAGCCUCGAAAGAUAUACUCAUUCAAUUUGUUGGAACAACCGGUAGUGGCAAAUCAUCCCUUAUAAACGCUCUACUCGGCGAACGUCGUCUGCCUGUUGGAUUCAUGCAAACAACCAUGUGUUCCUUUAGAGUUUGCAACACUGAGAACAGCGAGUGGAGUAUUGAAAUCAUUGGCGAAAAUGGACGCAAAGAGAUUCUCUCGGAGGGAACUGACGACAAGACUGUAAGUAAUCUCUUGAAUAAAAUGGGUGGUUAAAAAAAUGAACAGCUACGGAAAGAGAAGGGAAUAGGUCUAAGGACCAUUAUACAGGUAAAUUGGCCUGCGAACAAACGCAAAAAGUUACCACGAAACGUUAUCUUGUGUGACACACCCGGCUUUGGAGAGAGUGAUGAAGACAUGGAGCUUGUCACCCAGACGUGCAAAAAGGCAGACGUAGUUGUAGCCGUAAUGGAUUCCAUGGCGCCGUCAAGAGGGAGACUCAUUAACCUGGUGAAAAAUGUUGGCUGCCAAUUUACUUUUGGAGUCUUCACCAAAUGGGACGAAUGCAUAAGAAAAGCGCAAGAAGCAGGAGACGAGAGCGUCCGCAAUGUGGUAAAACUUGCCAAUGAUUACAUUAAGGAGUUCUGUGAAGUGCUUCAAGGGAAAGGCAAAGCUUACUUUGUGAACGUCAAAAACUUUGAAAAUCCUGAUGAUAUAUUUCAUCAGUUAGAGAACAAACUGGCCACGAGUGCAACAGAGUUGAAGAGAGAGUCACUAACACAACAGGCAAAAUCUGUAGCUUUGCAUUCCAGGAAGGUCUGCGAAAAGCUGAAAACUGUCAUUGAAACCAGAAAGAGUGAAAAGCUAACUUGUCUGCAAACAGAGUUGGUUUGGUUAAUAGAAGACAGCGUGAAGCUACAAAAAGCUCUUGAUGACAUCAAGAGUAAGGAUGAGGACCUAGAAAUUUUAACCGACGACGCAGUCCAACUGUUAUUAAAAGAGAUUGAAGACGAAUUGGUCAAAGGCACAUCAGAAGAAGAGGCUGUUAAACACUUUCUCGACGAAGUCAAUAGAGAGGUCCAAAACCAUUUGAAUCACAAAAGAGAUAUAACUCGUGCUACCCUCCAAGAAUGGAAGAAAAACAUGCAAUUCCGCAAGUUACAGUCUGUCAAUAUACCUCCGUCUCAAGCACCUCCUCAGCUUGCAAGUCAAGAUUUACCUGAAGUCAAAUACAAGUGGUAUUGCGACUUUGAUUAUGUCCUCAAGAACAAGUUCACUUUUGCAGCCUUGGUUGGUGCAGCAGCUACCCUCAUUGAGCUAGUGAAAGACGUAGGUUGUCCAUUCACUUUUGGAGUCUUUACAAAAUGGGACGAGUGCUUGAGAAAAGCGGAGAAAGAAGGAGAUGACACCGUCAAAAAUGUGACAGAAACAGCCGAGGUCUUCAAAAAGGAAUUCUGGGAGGCUCUUCAAGGGAAAAGCAAAGUUUACUUCGUUAACGUGGAAAACUUUUUAGAACCUAACUCCAGUUUUCAAGAGUUCGAGCGCACCUUGGCCACGAAGGCAACAGAGAUAAAAGGCAAGUCAUUAACAGAGCAGGCGAAAUCUAUCGCUUUACGAUCCUUGGAGUACUGCGAUCGGUUAAAAAAAGCCAUCGGAAAGAAGAAGACAGAAAAGCUACAGCGUCUAGGUGAAGAGUUGGCUUCCGCGAAGAAAGGUAGUAAGACUCUACAUAAUCCUUUUGAAAGCAUCAAGAGUGAAGAUGAGGAUUUACAAGUUUCCACCAGCGACACAAACCUGUUAGAGGAAGUAAAUAAGAAGUUAAGUGAAGGAGCAUUAGAAGAACAUUCUGUCGAAUUCUUCCUCAAAAAGAUUAACGAGAAGACCACAAAGGCUAUCGCAAGCAAAAGAGAUGAAAUCAGUAAAGCAUACCAAGACUGGAAAAAAAACACAGCAUGCCGCAAGUUUCAGUCUUUCAAUUUACGGUUUCGUGAACCUCCACAGCUUCAGUAUCGAGAAUUACCUAAAGAAGAAUACAACUGCUUAUUUGACCCUCAUUACUACUACACAAAUAACUUUAUCUUGCCCUGCACUUUUGGUGUUGUAGCUUUAGCAAGUCCAGCUGUUGCUCUCCUUGUUGCCGUCAAAGCAGGUGCGUGA
Pocillopora damicornis (cauliflower coral) is the source of this 2673-nucleotide messenger RNA. RefSeq lists its product as uncharacterized. Gene Ontology annotation, cellular component: mitochondrial outer membrane. The record is from RefSeq and is a predicted model, not a curated record. Lineage: Eukaryota; Metazoa; Cnidaria; Anthozoa; Scleractinia; Pocilloporidae. Gene Ontology annotation, molecular function: GTPase activity. Gene Ontology annotation, biological process: mitochondrial fusion; mitochondrion localization.